AUGGAUGACAUUUUAGAUGAGGCAACAAGGAAGGACCUCUUCACCGACACUUUCUGUAAGGUUUGUGGGGCAGUGCUGCAGUUUGAGUCUCAAAGGACAUCACACUAUAAGAGCAAAAAGCAUGCUCAGAAAGUUCGUGUUUACAUCCAAAUGCAUGGUGAGAAGGAUGAAAGGCAGGAGCGUGACAAACAGAAGAAAACAGAUUGUGUCAAUUUUCAGAUGGAUGGGAGUGGAGUAGUGGACAAAAGCAAAUACUGUGACCUCUGCAACAUGUUUUUUACUUCCUCAGUCGUUGCUUUGUCUCACUACUUGGGAAAGAUCCAUGCUAAAAAACUGAAGCAAUUAUCAGGAGACCAAACCCCCAUGCCAGCACAGAGCGUGCAGCCUGUUUCUGCUCUACAGAAGCCAUCAGCUGAGAAGCCCUUGGUACCUUCAAAUGCUGAAGAGUCUUCGUCAUCCUCCAACACAAGGCUGAAGUUAAAUGAUCCAGACAAGUACUGCAAGCUCUGCUGUGCUCCCUUCAAUAAUCCACUUGUGGCCCAGGAGCAUUAUGUUGGUAAGAAACACAGAAGAAAUGAAGCACGGAAAAAGAUACUGGAGGAGCUAGGAGACAAAGCUGUCCCUGCAGAAUCCAGCACAAAUGGUUCUUUCUUUUCAGCAGUUGGGGUUGGUUGUUACAUGUGCCCCGUAUGUAAUGUCAUACUUACUUCUAUAGAAACAUACCAGUCCCACAUGCAAGGAAAUAAGCACCGGAUUAAAGAAGCAGUGCAUGUCAAUCUCAUGAAGAAAACAUAUGACUCCUUUCAAGAUGAAUUAACGGAUUACAUUAAAGUUCAGAAAGCUAGAGGUCUGGAGCCAAAAAGACAUUUAAGAAAAGGAGAAGAGAUUCAAGAUAAAAACACUGAGGGAGGAAAUUACCUUGGUGAGGUUACAUCUUCAAACUUUCAGUGUGAACAAGGCCAGCAUUCCAGCCUUUUUUCAGAAACCCAGUCAUCUACAAAUACUGGGGAAAACAGGUCAUCAAGCUGGCCAUCAGCUUGUGAGCGUGCACGAGAAAAGACACCUAAUUGUCACUAUAACAAGGGAUACUGUAAAGAAGAGCAAGCAUCUGAGAUGGACACCAUCAGAGAUAAGAGCUUCAGCCUCUCGGUUGCAGAAUCUAAAGACUGUUACAAACUUAUGCUUGCUGAAACUUCUACCAGCUGCUACAGAAAAGAACAGAAAUUUCAGAUAAAACAUCUUGAGGAGGAAAAAUACAUCAGUGAAGAGCUGAAGUAUGAGAAAGAAACCACAAAACAGAAAAGAAAGGAAAAUAGUGAGGGUACAUAUUUUGGGAAAAAAAAUGAGAAACAAAAGAGAAUUAAAGUUGAGGUAGACUUGGUAAAUGAGAAGAAAUCAAGACCUUAUAAAGACAAAAUACUUAAAGGAAACCCUGCUGAGAAAGAGAGCAAAAAGCACAAAAAGGAUAAAAAGACGCCACAGACAGAUGGCAAAAAAGAAGAGGAGCUACUUUGGGAUGAAUCUGUUUUGGGAUAUUGA
Molecule: messenger RNA, 1539 nt
Organism: Phaethon lepturus (White-tailed tropicbird)
Lineage: Eukaryota; Metazoa; Chordata; Aves; Phaethontiformes; Phaethontidae
Product: zinc finger matrin-type protein 1-like
Exons: 7
Coding region: 1-1539 (512 amino acids)
Molecular function (GO): nucleic acid binding; zinc ion binding
Source: RefSeq, a predicted model, not a curated record